Centrocercus urophasianus (Greater sage-grouse) is the source of this 1918-nucleotide messenger RNA. It is a transcript of the gene ANGPTL5, whose product is annotated as angiopoietin like 5. The record is from RefSeq and is a predicted model, not a curated record. The transcript is spliced from 8 exons. Bases 1 to 1173 code for a protein of 390 amino acids. NCBI's taxonomy places the organism in Eukaryota, Metazoa, Chordata, Aves, Galliformes, Phasianidae.
AUGAAGAGCUUUGGGGUAACUUCAUUAAUUUCUCUUAGUGUUCUUUUGUUGGGCUGGGGAGAAACUGUUAUAAGUGAUGUCAAGCCUUGUUCAUCUAAGGGCACAAGGAAUGUUGGAGCUGUGGAGGAACCACUCAAGGCAGAAGAGAAAAAUAAAUCUGCAGAUAUUUCAAAACAAAAAGAACAAUGCCUUGUACCAUGUGAUGUUCAAGCUAAAAUUUUACGAGGGGAAAAACAGUAUAUGUGCAGGAAUUUGCAGAGCUCUCUUGUUGAAUAUGCAAGAAGCACAAAAAAACUGGUAAGAAACAUGAUGGAUGAUCAACAGUCUUCCUUGGAUUACCUUUCGAAUCAGGUGAAUGAACUCAUGAACAGAGUUCUUCUUUUGAAUGCAGAAGUUUUAAGAAAGCAUUUGGAUCCACUUCCUUACAAAGCAGUUCAAUCUCAUGGGUUGGAUUGCACUGAUAUUAAAGAUACCAUUGGUUCAGUUUCAAAAACUCCAAGUGGUCUGUACAUCAUCCAUCCAGAAGGAUCAAAUUAUGCAUUUGAGGUAUUAUGUGACAUGGAUUUUCAAGGAGGUGGGUGGACUGUGCUUCAGAAAAGAACUGAUGGAAUCAUUACAUUUCAGAGGACGUGGUCUGAAUAUCUGGAUGGAUUUGGUGAUCUUUCUGGGGAAUUUUGGAUUGGCUUAAGGAAGAUUUUCUAUAUAGUAAACCAAAAAGCAACCACUUUCAGUCUUUACGUGGAUUUGGAAUCAGAAAAUGACAAGCAUGCCUAUGCAUCAUAUGAUGCAUUUUGGAUAGAGGAUGAAGCAUGUUCUUUUAAAAUUCAUUUGGGACGUUAUUCAGGAAAUGCAGGUGAUGCAUUCAGAGGAUACAGAAAAGAAGAUAAUCAGAAUUCGAUGCCUUUCAGCACAUUUGACGUCGACAAUGAUGGAUGUAGGCCAGUGUGCAUUAUUAAAGAACAGCCUGUAAAGAGCUGCAGUAACUUCAGUGAUAACACUGGAUGGUGGUUCAACCAGUGUGGCCUUGCAAAUCUUAAUGGUAUUCAUCGUUACACAGGUAGAUUUCUUGCAACUGGGAUUCACUGGGAUACAUGGACAGUGAACAACAAACCAGUGAAAAUUAAAUCAGUCUCAAUGAAGAUUCGGAGGAACUAUGACCCAUAUUUCCAUUAACCUAUGAAAAUAGAAAUAUAUCUAUUCUUGCUGUUACGUGGGAUAAUGUAUCAAUGCAACAUCUUCCAUUUUCACUUAAGCAGUUCAGUCUUAAAUCUUUAUUAAAUAUUUCCGUAAUACAGUUACUAAUUUUUAUUAUGAAAUAUCAGCAUCUGUAGUGGUUCCACUUGAGAAAGAAGGUCCUAAGGAAAGGAUUUCCAGAAAAACGACGAAGCUCAGUGUUUACAAGCUUUUAUUUAGCUGCCUCAUAUGUAAUCACCAUGACAGGUCCAGUGGAAAAGUUAUAAAAAGAGAAAUGCUGACUUUUGAAUGUAUUUCUUCUAUGCUCUCUGCAAAUCUAAAUUGCCAAGAAACUGCAGGAAAUUUUCUUUCAAAAAAGUAAUAUAUCAGUCAUUCUAGUAAUUUCUUUUCAUAAAAAUACCUUUUCUUCAUGUUAAUUUUCCAGAACCAGCUUUUUAUACUGUAUUCCUUAUCAGGCAAGAUAAUAUUAACUUAUGUCAGCACAUGUGUAAGGUCCUUACCUGUAAAGCUUGUAAUACCUUACCUGUAUAAAAAAUGUUGCCCUGAGAAUACUGUCCAGAGCCUGAGUAUUGCAUACUCAAGGAUUGAUUCUUAGAAAAGUAAGGUACACUGUAAUAUGCAAGAGCUAUGGUCUAUUUUCUAUUUAAUUUUCAUAGUCCAUGUAUUUAAGUUUCAGUUUAAGAUUUGUCAUUUACACAAUUCACUAAAAAUGAAUACUUUUUCC